CAGCAUUUUACAUGUCACGUGUCUGUUGAUUUGAUCAACAAUCGUUAGAUUUGGAUAUAACACCCAUGUUAUCUCACUAAUUUGAUGGUGAGUGGUGGAAUUUUGCACACGAUUGUUUCUUCUUUUAUGAUUGGAUUCUAUAGAAUAUUGUGAUAUUUGUAUAGAACAUGGGCGUACAAGGGCUUUUGUCGUUUAUGAAUCGAAAUGAUUAUUUCAAAAUUCAUCAAUUAAAAGACACGGUUCUGGUCAUCGAUGGGUAUAACUUAGUUUACCAACAAUUUUUCAAAUAUCAACAAAAUGUAAAUGAUCAUAUGUAUGGUGGAGAUUAUGAUCAAUUGGCUCGACAUGUUCAACAGUUUUUCAAGAGUCUUCUAAAAUGUAACAUCCAACCGAUCGUUGUAUUUGAUGGAGCGAUUGAUCCAUCAUUGGAAAAAUUAAAAACGUUGCUCAAACGUGUCGAUAUAGCGUUGAAUAAUGCCCAUAAGAUCUAUGCCAAUAAUUAUUUCAUUGAAGGUGUUAUGCCUUUGUUGGCCGACAGUAUCUAUAGGUUGCAAUUGGAACGUCUUGGUAUUCCAGUUUUCCAGACCUGUUAUGAAGCGGAUCAAACUAUCAUACAAAUUGCUUAUGAUCUUGAAUGCCCCAUUCUUUCUAAUGAUAGUGAUUUUCUUCUAUUUAACCUUCCAGCUGGUAUUGUAAAUCUUCAAUCAUUAUUCGAUUUCGAUGUGGUCGUUAAUCGUGAUUCUGAUGAUCAUUAUUAUAUUAGAUGUCGUUAUUAUUGCGUCGAAAAUCUUAAACGACCAUAUCCAAAAAUUAAUCUGGAUCUUGUACAAAUUAUUGGAUUUAUGUUGGGUAAUGAUUAUGUGGAUAAUGAAACUAUGGCAAUGUUUACCCGGCGAAUAUCGUCACAUAAAGAUCGACAAAAAUUAAUCAACGAUGUUUUCAUAUGGAUCGCCAAACAUGACACAUUAAAGUCAUUGAUCGGUCAUAUGGGUGUCAUUUUGAGAAACACUGAUCACCAUUUAAUCGAAAUCAUUAAGAAACAUUAUUUGCUAUUGGAAAGGUCCAUUCAUACUCAAAAACCAAUCGAUCAUCGAACUUAUCUUGAGGAAAAUAUAUCUAGAUUGUUCAUUGAAAAUAUUAAUAUUCCAAGGUGGAUGCGAUCUAAAUUUGUUCAUAAACAAAUUCAUUGCCGCCUAUUGUCAAUCAUUAAUGCCCGUAUCGAUUGGUGUCGACCAUUAGUCGAGGAUUUUUCCUACCCACAAUCAUCAUAUGAGACUGCCAAUGAAUUGUUGCAAUGUAUAUACGGUAUUCUGAGAUCACAAGAUAAAAACACAGCAAAAAUUAAAAGAUAUUGUCGUAAAAAUAUGGAAUUCAAAGCACAUGCUAUAACACCGAUUAUUAACAUGGAGAAAAAGUUAUUGCCAAAAUUAUCAGCUAUCGAACAAAUGGACUCUCAAGAACGAAAAAGUCUUUUCUUCCAGAUUCUGCAAAUAAAACCAGAAGUCUAUGAAUCGCUUAUGAAGCUUUUAGAUCGUCUAAAAACGUGUUGUUCAAUUGAUCAUUCAACGAUAAUAAUUCCAUUUUCAUCUAUGUUACUUGCUCUUCUGUAUAUGUUGCGUAAUUUUCCUGAUCAUAUCUGGCUUGAAUUCGUGUAUGCCAUCUUCAUGAAUAUAUGGUUCACUGGUUAUCUUUGCCAUGGUACAAAUGGACCAAUAUUUCUCAAAUUAGAUUCGAUAAGUCGUCAAACGAUUCAAAAUAACCUCAUUCAAUUUAGUUCGUUACCUGUUUUAAGCUGUUCAAAAGUUUAUAUGCCACGAUUAGUACAUUUUUACAAUUCAUUUCAAACAUGUGUGGACAAUAUCGAUUUUCUUGGCCAAAUUUUCAAUCUGAAACAUAUAUUCAAUGCCGACAUUAUGUUAUGUGCAUUGAAAGGAACUUUCAUCUACAACCUUACAGCUGAACUAUGCUCGCGACCAAAACCCUUUCUUUAUAUUCAACAAUUACUCCAGAGACAAAAAUUUAAACCGUUAGACAUUCUCAUCGAAAUGUUUAAUCUUAUUUUACAUGAAAGUGAUAGAUAUAUGUUAGCCAAAAACCGUUUAUUGGCCGAUUCAGAUAUUGUUACCAAAAGUUUAAAAUGUAAAAUCACAAAUACAAUUACGCCAAAUAACAAAUAUUUUGUUCGAGCUUUCGAUUUUACAUCAAAGAAAACCCAUGUGAAUAGCCAAAAAUUAAAAUUGCACAAGUGAACUUAUUAUGAA
This is a messenger RNA of Dermatophagoides farinae (American house dust mite), 2261 nucleotides long. RefSeq names its product single-strand DNA endonuclease protein asteroid (gene ast). Lineage: Eukaryota; Metazoa; Arthropoda; Arachnida; Sarcoptiformes; Pyroglyphidae. Gene Ontology annotation, molecular function: nuclease activity. The record is from RefSeq and is a predicted model, not a curated record.